UUUUUCUCUUUCUUCGUCACAAACUGUCGGAUCACAUUUCCACCGACGCCGAAAGCAAAAGAAGAAGAAGAAGAGGAGAGACCCAAUUAGACAAAACCAAAAAACCAAAGUAGAUCAGAGAGAUGGAAGGAGAUAGAAGGGUUGGAGUUGCCUUAGAUUUCUCUCCUUGCAGCAAGAAAGCCCUAAAAUGGGCUGUUGAGAACGUGGUUCGUGAUGGAGAUCACCUCAUCCUCAUCAAUGUUCAGCCCGAAGGAUAUUACGAAGGGGGUGAGAUGCAGCUCUGGGAGACCACUGGUUCUCCCUUGAUCCCUUUAAGUGAAUUCUCGGACCCUGUGAUCAUGAAGAAAUAUGGGGUGAAGUCUGAUGCAGAGACCUUGGAUAUUCUCAACACCGCGGCCAGACAGAAAAAGAUUGUGGUGGUCACAAAGGUCUACUGGGGAGAUGCCCGUGUGAAGAUAUGUGAAGCCAUUGACAACAUUCCUCUCAGCUGCAUCAUCAUAGGAAGCAGAGGACUUGGAAAGAUCCAGAGGGUUUUAUUGGGCAGUGUUAGCACCCAUGUAGUGAACACUGCUGCUUGCCCGGUUACUGUUGUGAAGACUUGAAGAUUACGGGUAAUGAAGGCUAGUCCCUUUUAUAUUGCAGAAAUCAGAGUUGUGUUCUAAGACCAUGGUGAAACUUGAUUUUAGCUUUCAUAGUAAGAGUUUCUCUUUCAUAUGGAUCGGCCAUGGAUUUGUCUUAAAUAAAUAAAUAGUUCCUUCUGUUCA
This is a messenger RNA of Macadamia integrifolia, 764 nucleotides long. Its product is annotated as universal stress protein PHOS32. NCBI's taxonomy places the organism in Eukaryota, Viridiplantae, Streptophyta, Magnoliopsida, Proteales, Proteaceae. The transcript is spliced from 4 exons. The record is from RefSeq and is a predicted model, not a curated record. Bases 123 to 602 code for a protein of 159 amino acids.